This is a messenger RNA of Alternaria arbusti, 930 nucleotides long. RefSeq lists its product as uncharacterized. Lineage: Eukaryota; Fungi; Ascomycota; Dothideomycetes; Pleosporales; Pleosporaceae. The coding region runs from base 1 to 930 and encodes 309 amino acids. The transcript has a single exon. The record is from RefSeq and is a predicted model, not a curated record.
AUGUCCGUCGCCACACAGAAGCGCAAACGCUGCGCGGACGAGCAGGCCGACCCAGCCCUCACAGCACCAUCCAAAAAGCUCAAAACAUCAACAACAUGCGCCCCGGCCAUCACCGGAAAGCCUACAAGUAGCAGUCGCAACACACCCAGUUCAAAGUCCACGCUCAUCCCCUGCGGCCCCCGCAAAAAAGCCACCCUCGGCGUCAAAGACUCAUCCCUCCUCCUCAUGCUCUGCGACAGCAGCACCACCCCGCACAAAACAACCGAACUCCACUUCCGCAAGAUCCCGCACUCCCUCAUCGACUGGCACAACCCCCAGCACAUCUCCCAGAUAAACGCCUGGCGCAACCAAAUCUACGGGCGCGCUGGCCUAAAAGCCCGUUCCGUGAGCCUCUGGUACGAAGCCGAGGAACUCUGGUUCGAGCUCUACUUCCAGCUUUCCAUUGUCGAGGCGCGAAAGCGCGGGAUCAUGCUUCCGGGGAACAGGCAGGUGCGCGACGCGUUUAAUAAGACGUUUGUGGGGAGGGUCAUUAAGGGGAGGGGUGGAGAGGAUUUGGAGCCGAGGGUGGAGAGGGAGGGGAAUGCGUUUGCGUCGAAGUUCAAUCGUAUGUUUCCGGCGUUGAGGGCGAGGUUGAAUGGGUGUGUUUUGGGGAGGUCGGGGGAUGUGUUUGUGCCGGUUAUUACGUUUGGGAUGGUGGAGAGGUAUAGGGUGAUGAAGGGGAAGUUGGCGGAGAGGGGGAUUGAGGCUGAGUCUGAGUAUGCGGAUGGGCUGGAGGAGUGGCAGUGGUUUCUGUCGCAUCUGCCAGAUGUUGAGAUGGAGGCUGUGGUCAAGGAGGAAGAGGAGGCCAGAGAGAUGGAAGCGAAAGAGUAUGAUGCUGUUGCUGCUUUGGUCAGCCUUGCCAACUCGCCGGUUGACUCUAGGUGUGACUAG